AAUAUAUUUUUUUUUUUUAAGGUUUUUUGAAUGAUUCAGUUACUAAAUGCAUUGUGGCUCUACGCUUGACUGUGAUAGUGAAAGUCGGUACCUGCGUGCCUGUGGGAAGCGAUUCGGAUUACUUCCAGUGUUCGGGGAAAGGAAAAUGUAUCACCAAACCAGAUGAGGCAACUUUUUUCUGUGACUGCGAGGAUGAGUAUCAGGGUUCCCUGUGUGAAGAAUUUGAUGCUUGUCAGAGCCAGCCCUGUCAGAACAACGCAACCUGCACCGAUGUAGCACAGAAACAUGAUGGGAACAAUUUCACCUGCAGCUGCCCGGCUGGUUACACCGGAGAGCUAUGCCAGUCAGAGAUUGAUCAUUGCAUCCCGCAGCCAUGCCAAAAUGGAGGUACCUGCUCAUCCAACAUCAACGGAUUCAGUUGUCAGUGCCCAGAAGGGUUUUUAGGAACCUCUUGUGAAGAAAAAAUAGACCCUUGUGCGUCAUCUCCCUGUCAGAACAAUGGAACCUGUUACACAGAUAGACUUGCCUUCUCCUGCAGUUGUAGUCCUGGAUUUACAGGACCUACAUGUGCUCAGCUGAUUGACUUCUGCGCUCUGAAUCCUUGUGCACAUGGCAUUUGUCGCAGUGUUGGAACCAGCUACAAAUGCCUCUGUAUCCCUGGUUACCAUGGCCUUUACUGUGAAGAGGAAUAUAACGAAUGCCUUUCUGCACCCUGCCAGAACGGAGCCACCUGCAGAGACCUCAUCAAUAGCUAUGAGUGCGUGUGCCUUGCUGAAUAUGAAG
Messenger RNA from Pelecanus crispus (Dalmatian pelican), 783 nucleotides. The record is from RefSeq and is a predicted model, not a curated record. NCBI's taxonomy places the organism in Eukaryota, Metazoa, Chordata, Aves, Pelecaniformes, Pelecanidae.